Messenger RNA from Papilio xuthus (Asian swallowtail), 984 nucleotides. Its product is annotated as transmembrane protein 147. Bases 227 to 913 code for a protein of 228 amino acids. NCBI's taxonomy places the organism in Eukaryota, Metazoa, Arthropoda, Insecta, Lepidoptera, Papilionidae. The transcript has 4 exons. The record is from RefSeq and is a predicted model, not a curated record.
UGCUGUGUUGUCAACCAACUACGACCUAAAGGUCUAUAUUACCAGGACAUAAAAUAAAAAUAAAAAUGUCAACCAGCUGUCAUGUGUCCAGUGCUUCUGCCCAUGCGAAUUGUUUUUAAUUAGCGUGAAAUCUUUCAUAAUCAAUGCUAAUUUUAUAAAUUACAUAAAUAUUGAAUACAACACAUUAGUUUUAAAUUUAAUUCUACAAUAAUUAGAAACAGCCAUUAUGACAUUAUAUCAUUUCGGAAACUGUCUCGCGUUGGUGUAUGCGCCAUAUCAUAUGGCUUACAAGUUUUCGGGAAUAUCAGAAUAUGCUACGUUUUCAAAAUGUGUAUAUGCUGGGGGUUUGUACAUAUUCACACAAUUGUGUAAAAUGUUACUACUCGCCACAUUUUUCCCAGAUUCUGACAGUCAAAUUAAUGGAGAAUACGAUGUUUUUCUUGAGAUCCUCAAGGCUACUGUCGACUUUGCAGACCUGUUGGGCCUGUAUUUUGCUCUGAACUCGGUGCCCGGCAAGGGACAUGCAAAGAUCCUGACAUCUGCUAUCGGUUGGGCAAGUGCAGAGGUGGUGGUGAGCCGCAGCGUGCUGCUGUGGGUGGGCGCGCGGGGCUCGGAGUUCGACUGGCGCUACGUUCGGUCGUGCGCGGAGGCGAACGUGGCGCUGGUGCAGCACGCGGGGAGCGCGGCGCUCGUGUGGCUGUGGUCCCGCAGCGACCUGCCGCGCGCGCACGCCCCGCUGGUGCUGUGGCUGCUGGCGCUGACGCCGUACCGGCCGCUGCUGGAGGAGGCGGUGGCGGCCGUGCUGUCCCUCAGCGCGUGGUCGCUGCUGGCGGUGCGCGCGCUGCACGCCUCGGCCGUCGCGCUCACGGCAUUAGCUAUGUAUGCUAUCUUGUCGCAACAAAUUGCUCUUUAAAUAAUUGUACGUAAAAAUACAUUUUAGAUAUUGUGUACAGAUGAUGAUGAUGAGAUGUAGUGUAUGCAACU